This is a messenger RNA of Sordaria macrospora k-hell, 660 nucleotides long. Its product is annotated as mitochondrial 54S ribosomal protein bL21m. Gene Ontology annotation, cellular component: ribosome; mitochondrial large ribosomal subunit. Gene Ontology annotation, molecular function: structural constituent of ribosome. NCBI's taxonomy places the organism in Eukaryota, Fungi, Ascomycota, Sordariomycetes, Sordariales, Sordariaceae. The record is from RefSeq and is a predicted model, not a curated record.
AUGAGCAGGGCACUUUUGCGCUCCGUCCUGGAGCUGCGCACUCCCGUUACGCGCCUCCCUCCGUCUUUCCUCCUCCCCUUCCGUCCCGCCGCCGCGCCCGCCGCUCGCUUCCUCCACCAGACUGUUCAGCAAGUUGAGCCCACCAGCCAGUCCGAUGCUGCCGCUGCUGCCACCCUGUUCAAGGCCAGCCCACCAAACGCCACCAUCACCACCACCACCACCACCACCCCCACAACACCAGAGGCUGUUCCCAGCACACCAUCACCGAUAAGCCAGCAAGUCAAGGAGCUCCUCCCCGUGCUCGCCGCGCAGCCGGGCCACUACACCACCAUCCACAUCCACGGCAAGCCGUACCUCGUGACCGAGGGCGACACGGUGAAGCUACCGUUCAAGAUGCCCGGCGUGGCACCCGGCGACGUCUUGCGCCUCAACCGGGCCUCGGUUAUUGGUUCCCGCGACCUGACGCUCCAGGGCGCGCCGUACGUGGACGAGCGCCUGUUUGAGUGCCGCGCCGUCGUCAUGGGCACCGAGAGCGAGCCGAUGCGCGUCAUGAUCAAGAAGAAGCGGAGGUGCAGGAAGAAGAAGCACGUGUUCAGCAAGCACAAGUACACGGUUUUGCGGAUCAAUCAGCUGAAGAUCAAUGAUGUUUCGAACCUCUGA